AGGAACUAUACUUGCACUAUCGACGUCACGUUCAGAGUCAGUCUUACUUCUCCAAACUCGCUAAAGAAUAAUAAUAAUUAUUAUUAUUAGCGAAAAAACGAACGUGUGAACAAAUUUUGCAAACAGCCUUCCUAACGUAGAUACGCACAAAGAGGAGUAAAGCAACCAAAAAAAAAAAAAUAUGGCUGAUAAUGACGAUCUUCUCGACUACGAGGAUGAGGAGCAGAACGAAACCACUGCCGUUGAGAGCCAGGAGGCACCAAAGAAGGACGUGAAGGGCACCUAUGUCUCCAUUCACAGUUCGGGCUUCCGUGACUUUUUGCUAAAACCAGAAAUAUUGCGUGCAAUCGUUGACUGCGGCUUCGAGCAUCCAUCAGAAGUUCAGCACGAAUGCAUCCCGCAGGCUGUGCUCGGCAUGGAUAUUCUCUGCCAGGCCAAAUCCGGCAUGGGCAAGACGGCUGUCUUUGUGCUCGCCACGCUGCAGCAAUUGGAGCCGGCCGAUAAUAACACCUGUCACGUUCUGGUUAUGUGCCACACCCGUGAGCUGGCAUUCCAAAUCAGCAAGGAGUACGAACGUUUCUCCAAAUAUAUGCCCACAGUUAAGGUGGCUGUAUUCUUUGGAGGUCUAGCGAUUCAAAAGGAUGAGGAGACACUUAAGAAUGGCACACCGCAUAUUGUUGUUGGCACACCGGGACGCAUUUUGGCAUUGAUACGCAAUAAGAAGUUGAAUCUGAAGCACUUGAAGCACUUUGUUCUCGAUGAAUGUGACAAGAUGUUGGAGCAGCUGGAUAUGCGUCGCGAUGUGCAGGAAAUAUUCCGUAGCACACCACACGGCAAACAAGUUAUGAUGUUUUCCGCCACUUUGAGCAAAGAGAUUCGUCCCGUUUGCAAAAAGUUUAUGCAAGAUCCCAUGGAAGUGUAUGUCGAUGAUGAGGCCAAACUGACGCUGCACGGCCUCCAGCAGCACUAUGUCAAUCUGAAGGAGAACGAGAAGAACAAGAAGCUCUUCGAACUGCUCGAUGUGCUAGAGUUCAAUCAAGUCGUCAUUUUUGUCAAAUCUGUGCAACGUUGCACCGCGUUGGCCCAGCUGCUGACAGAGCAAAAUUUCCCGGCCAUUGGCAUUCAUCGUGGCAUGAAUCAAGAUGAUCGUUUGAAUCGCUAUCAGCAAUUCAAAGAUUUCCAGAAACGUAUUUUGGUGGCCACAAAUCUGUUUGGCCGUGGCAUGGAUAUUGAGCGUGUGAACAUUGUGUUCAACUAUGACAUGCCCGAGGAUUCGGACACUUAUCUGCAUCGGGUGGCGCGUGCCGGUCGCUUUGGUACCAAGGGUCUGGCCAUCACCUUCGUGUCCGAUGAGAACGAUGCCAAGAUACUUAACGAAGUACAGGAUCGUUUCGAUGUCAACAUUAGCGAGCUGCCCGAGGAAAUUGAUCUGUCCACAUAUAUUGAGGGACGCUAGUCAUCUAUGUGGAUAAGACAGCAAUGCUACCAAUUAUAUGAAUGAAUGAUACCAUUUUUUAUAAACUUUACUUUAUAUCUAAUAAAAUACAAUCCAAACAA
Molecule: messenger RNA, 1557 nt
Organism: Drosophila grimshawi
Lineage: Eukaryota; Metazoa; Arthropoda; Insecta; Diptera; Drosophilidae
Gene: Hel25E
Product: ATP-dependent RNA helicase WM6
Exons: 8
Coding region: 182-1456 (424 amino acids)
Biological process (GO): mRNA splicing, via spliceosome; mRNA export from nucleus
Molecular function (GO): RNA binding; RNA helicase activity; ATP binding
Source: RefSeq, a predicted model, not a curated record